Anguilla rostrata (American eel) is the source of this 3748-nucleotide messenger RNA. Its product is annotated as BTB/POZ domain-containing protein 7-like. NCBI's taxonomy places the organism in Eukaryota, Metazoa, Chordata, Actinopteri, Anguilliformes, Anguillidae. Bases 571 to 3702 code for a protein of 1043 amino acids. Gene Ontology annotation, molecular function: protein binding. Gene Ontology annotation, biological process: morphogenesis of a branching epithelium. The transcript is spliced from 11 exons. The record is from RefSeq and is a predicted model, not a curated record.
ACUUUCAUGAAAGUCGCGAACCGUCCAGUAAACCGCGCCCGGAUAGGCCAUGAGAGCGACCAACCAGGCGCUUCAACAAAGACAAUGUAACGAAGCAAAGGGGAAGGACCGCCUCCGAGUUUCUCUUUCCAAGAAAAAACGGAGGGGAUAUGAAAAAGUCAAAUUAAAGUGGAAUUAAAGAAUGUCUCCUUCUCACAAGCUUGUUGGUAAACUGCCAGAGACGUCCGCCAGGGUUAGAAGCCUGUUUUUGUGGAUUUGUGCGUUUUUCUGAAGGGUUUCAAAACUUGUCUGCUAGCGGAGAGCCAGCGAGAAAUUGUGAGCUUGUGCGAGACCUGACGGAGUCUUCUUACUGAGAAGGGACAACAAAUCCCGAAGCCAUCAAACUCAAGGAAUGGCUCGCGGGCUCCGGGGGUCCGCCGCGUCGACGUCCGAGGCCCGGUCCCAGAGAGGCGGAGCCGAGAGCUGAAAGGCGGGGGCUCGCGCGAGCCGUCGGCGUGGCGAUGCGUCAGGGACGGCCCCCGCACGCGAAGUGAAAGCAGCCGCCGCCGCCGCCGCCGUCACCGCGUCACCAUGGGCGUCAGCGCUUCCGGCUACCCGAACUCCUGCUCCCCUCGCUUCGGGGGGAGUUCCCAAUCGCAGCACACCCUCAUAGGGACGGCUCCCUACGGCCAGCAAGGCUACGGGUGCGAGCCCAAACUCUACAGCCCGGAGCCCCAGGGGCCCGACCGGCCCGCGGAGCGGAGGAAGAAGACCUCGGGCCUGGCCACGCUCCGGAGGAGGUUCAUCAAGCGGCGCAAGGCCGGCCGCUCCGCCGACCACGGCCGGCAGAUGAGGGAGCUCCUGUCGGGCUGGGAGGUGCGCGACGUCGCCGCCCUGGUGGAGGAGUACGAGGGCACGGCCGCCCUCAAGGAGCUGAGCCUCCGGGCGGACCUGGCCCGGCCCGAGGCGCGGGGCCUGCGCCGCGACCUGGCCGCCCUCUACGAGCGCCGCCACUGCGCCGACGUGGACCUGGUGUUCCGGGGGGCGCGCUUCCCCGCGCACCGCGCCAUCCUGGCCGCCCGCUGCCCGCUGUUCCGGAAGCUCCUGCCCCCCUCCCCGUCCCCCGAGCGCGACGGCCCGGUCCCGGUGGACGCGGCGCUGGGCGGCGUGGACGCGCCCACCUUCCAGGCGCUGCUCCGCUACCUGUACACGGGCGAGCUGGGCGGCGGCGGCGGCGACGCCCGGGCCAGGAGCGCCGACGUGCUGCUGAGGCUGAGCGAGGAGUUCGGCGCGCCCAGCCCGCUGGAGGCGGACAUGCGCGGGCUGUGCGACCGCAUGUGCUACUACGACUCGCUCCUGAGCUUCUCCGCCGAGGCGGGGCCCGGCGAGGGCGAGGGGGCGGCGGCGGCGGCGGCGGCGGGGGGCGCUGGCGGAGGAGGGGGGGAGGAGCUCCGGGCCCACAAGGCCCUGCUCUCGGCCCGCUCGCCCUUCUUCCGGAACCUCCUGCAGCGGCGCACGCGCUCCGGGGAGGAGGCGGGCGACCGGGCCCCGCCGGGCCCCGCCCGCAUCGUGCUGGACGAGUCCAUCAUACCCAAGAAGUACGCGCGGGUGAUCCUGCACUGCAUGUACACGGACGCGGUGGACCUCUCCCUGGUGCUGCGCAGCAGCCCCUCGGCCGGGAGCCUCGGGGAGGUGCAGGCCCUGGUGGCCGGGCGGGGGGGAAUGACCCGGACCGAGGAGGCCAUGGAGCUCUACCACAUCGCCCUCUUCCUGGAGUUCAGCAUGCUGGCCCAAGGGUGCGAGGACAUCGUGGCGGAGAGCAUCUCGCUGGACUCCAUAGUGGCCAUCCUGAGGUGGAGCUCCCAGCCCUACGGCUCCAAGUGGGUGCACCGGCAGGCCCUGCACUUCCUGUGCGAGGAGUUCAGCCAGGUGAUGGCCUCGGACACCCUGUACGAGCUGGCCCAGGAGCACCUGCUGGACGCCAUCCAGUCCGACUAUCUGCAGGCCAGCGAGCAGGACGUCCUCAAGUACGUGGUGAAGUGGGGAGAGCACCAGCUGAUCAGGAGAAUGGCAGACAGAGAGCCCAACCUGCUGAGCGGCACAGCCCACAGUGUGAACAAGCGCGGCGUGAAGAGGAGGGACCUGGACCCGGAGGAGCUGAAGGAGAUCCUGUCCCCGCUGCUGCCCUGCGUCCGCGUGGACCACAUCCUGCCCGCGCACAGCGAGGUCCUCUCGGACGCGCUGAAGAGGGGUCUGGUCAGCACCCCUCCCUCGGACAUGCUGCCCACGGCCGAGGGGGGCAGGGCCAACGCCUGGCUGCGGCUGAAGAGCGGCGGGAUCUACCUGAGGCCCCGCCUCUUCUCCCCCUACGUGGAGGAGGCCAAGGCUGCGCUGGACGAGCUGAUGGUGGAGCAGGCGGACCUGGUGCGUCUGCGCAUGGUGCGCAUGUCCAACGUGCCCGACACCCUCUACAUGGUCAACAACGCCGCCCCCCAGUGCUGCCACAUGAUCAACCACCAGCAAACCCCGGGCGGCCAGACCGUAACCCCGCCCUCCGUGGUGGCCAAUGAGAUACCAGUGCCCCGGCUGGCGGUGGUGAAGCAGAUGACGUCGCGCCUGCAGGAGCUGCGUCGCGCGGAGCCGGCGCAGCGGGCGUACGCCCUCAACUGCGGCGAGGGGGCGAGCGUCAGCCGCGCCCUGCAGCUGCGCGUGCUGCGCCAGUUCGGCCUGCCCGACGGGGCGGCCGAGCUGCUGCAGAACCCGCACAAGUUUUUCCCGGAGGAGUGCUUCGGGGACGAGAGCCCGGUGCUGGCUCUCCGGCCGCUCCCCGGGGCCGCGACGGCCGGGGAGGGGCCGCCCGGCUUCCGCCCCCCUCUGCCCCCUCCGCCGCCGCCCUACCACCCGCCCGCCGCGCCCGGCCACGCCCAGCUGGCGGCCUGGAGGACCCGCGCUCGCGCCCACCCCCAGCCCCCGCCCCCGCCCCCGUCCCGCUCCUUCUCGUACCCCUGCAGCCGAGCCGCCCCCCUUCCCUGGCGCCCCGCCCCCAAACAGGGAGGCCCCGCCCACCCGCCCAACUGCGCCGACCUGCUGGGCCCGGCCCACCCCUCGUACCCUGGCCAGCAGGGGCUGAACCAGCACGCGGAGCCGGCGGUCAACGAGCUGAUGCCGGACGUGGCGGCGGGCGUGGCGUCCCUGAGCCUGAGGGGCCCCCAGGGGGGGCCGGACUGCGAGGGCCACGACCCGCCCCCCCACAUCUCCUCCGCCGCGCCUCACCACCCCCCCGGGUUCUGCCACGCCGGCCGGCACGGCGCCGCCCCCCACAAGAAGCACGGCGCCGACGCCGAGGGCCGGGCGGGGCACCCCGACCUGUACGCGCCCCCCCGCCACGCCCCCCACCCGCAGGCCCGCUACGUCGCGGGGCCCGACCUCUACGUCCACGCCCGCCCCGCCCCGGACCCGCACCCGCACCGCCUCAGGCUCCCCCCGCGCCCGGACCUGGCCCCCCCCGGGGACCCCCAGCCCCCCCUCGCCAGGGGGCGGUCCCAGACGGAGCCGGACGCGGCGCGCGCGUCGGGCCAGGCGCGACCCCCGGCCGUCGCCGUGGAGACGCAGAGGCCGGGGGCCCCCGAGGGGCCGGGGGGCUGCGUGGACGAUACAACGGCCGGCAGAGACCGCAGGUCCCCGGGCAAACCGGAGUACCCUUACAGGAAGUCUGCACUUUAACCGCAGAGAGAGAGAGAGAGAGAUGCAGGAAGCAGCUCAGGGUAAA